This is a messenger RNA of Chelonia mydas (Green sea turtle), 7179 nucleotides long. RefSeq names its product Wnt family member 9A (gene WNT9A). Gene Ontology annotation, molecular function: frizzled binding; cytokine activity. The transcript is spliced from 4 exons. Gene Ontology annotation, biological process: neuron differentiation; multicellular organism development; canonical Wnt signaling pathway. Gene Ontology annotation, cellular component: extracellular region. The coding region runs from base 52 to 1143 and encodes 363 amino acids. The record is from RefSeq and is a predicted model, not a curated record. Lineage: Eukaryota; Metazoa; Chordata; Testudines; Cheloniidae.
UCAUCGGGCUCUGCGGGGAAACGAGAUGAUCAGCCCUAGCGCUGCAGCAAAAUGCUGGAUGGACACCUCCUUCUGGGAUGGCUCUCCUCCUGCGCGCUCCUAGUGCUGCUCGGCGGCGCCCCGGGACCCUCCGCCGCCUACUUCGGGCUGACUGGGAAUGAACCUCUGACCAUCCUCCCUCUGACUUCAGAAAUGGAGGAAGCUGCCGUCAAGGCCCAUUACAAAGUGUGCGACCGCCUGAAGCUGGAGAAGAAGCAGCGCAGGAUGUGCAGGCGGGAUCCAGGGGUGGCCGAGACCCUCGUGGAGGCCAUCAGCAUGAGCGCCCUGGAAUGCCAGUACCAGUUCCGCUUCGAACGGUGGAACUGCACCCUUGAGGGGCGCUACAGAGCCAGUCUGCUGAAGAGAGGUUUUAAGGAAACAGCCUUCCUUUAUGCUAUUUCCUCGGCCGGGCUCACCCACGCCAUGGCCAAGGCCUGCAGCGCUGGGCGCAUGGAGCGCUGCACCUGCGACGAGGCCCCCGAUCUGGAAAACCGAGAGGCCUGGCAGUGGGGCGGUUGCGGUGACAACCUCAAGUACAGCAACAAGUUUGUCAAGGAGUUCCUAGGGAAGAAAUCCAACAAGGACCUGCGAGCCAGGGUGGACUUUCACAACAACCUUGUGGGCAUGAAGGUCAUCAAAGCUGGCGUGGAGACUACUUGUAAGUGCCAUGGUGUGUCCGGAUCCUGCACUGUCCGAACUUGUUGGCGGCAGCUCUCUCCGUUCCACGAGAUCGGCAAGCAGCUGAAGCAGAAAUAUGAGACGUCCCUCAAAGUGGGCAGCACCACCAACGAGGCAACGGGGGAAGGGGACAUCUCGCCACCCAAGAAAUCCACCCCUGGCCACAGCGAUCAAAUCCCAAGGACUACAGAUCUCGUCUACAUUGACGAUUCCCCCAGUUUCUGUCUGAUGAGCAGGUAUUCACCUGGGACUUCAGGAAGGAAAUGUUACAAGGACAAGAACUGCGAGAGCAUUUGCUGUGGCCGAGGUCACAACACACAGAGCAGGGUGGUCACGCGGCCGUGCCAGUGCCAGGUUCGCUGGUGCUGCUACGUUGAGUGCAAGCAGUGUACUCAGAGAGAAGAAGUUUAUACCUGCAAAGACUAAUGCAUGCUCUGCCUAAUGGAUAUCCUCUGUGGUGGGAGAUUAUGAUCUAUGAGAACUACACAUGGAGACAAACAGGGUUUGACUGACGUUCUAGGAUCUGAAAGCUAUGUUGAGACAUAAGCACUUUGUAGGGUACAGGUGACCCAGCUGUGUUGCUGUUUUUUGUUUUUUGUUUUUUUCUGUAGACUGAAUUUUAACCAUGAGGUCCAACCGUGUGGAAAUAAGUGCCUGUCACAUUGGGGUUAGGUACCAGUAGACCCUCACCAAAGCCGUCCAUGAACCCAUCAGCUUGAUAGAUCACUCACUUAUCUUGAGGUUUUGAUUAUUUCACCAGUCCUCCACAAAACUCCUGGAAAUCUACCUGACUGUCCAGACAGCCAAGCAAAUGAACGAGAGAAACUGACUUAGGAUCUUUUUGCCUUGAAAAGUUGUGGUCAAGGUAGUAGUGGCUUUCUAAAGAUAGGGGGUGGGCUGGAUGUGGGUAAAGCAUAGACAGUACCAAUUGUUCCUCUAGUGGAAUUUCUGCAGAUCUAGCAUACGAAGCUCAGACCCACUUUUGAGGGUAGCUCUUUGUCCAUCUUAACUCUGGCUCCAUAUCAGUGUGUUUUUUUGGAUCAGUGAACAUAGCUUCAGAAAUGUUGAGGUCCCUCCAGCUCGCCAUGUUGCAGACAACAAAAAGUUUGGGAAGAGUUCCAAGACACACUCGCCCCCUUCACUCUGAUCGGACACUCAUCCUCUUCACAUGUUCUUCAGAUGCAGGUUUUUAGCACUAUCACUGUCUUAAUUGAAAAAAUAAAACCACUAGCAGACCUUUCACUUUUCAUUUUGUAUAGGGUUAAUUUCUCUUUCACUGCUUGUUGAUUAGACUCACCCUGUGGCAGCUGCUUCAAAAACCCAAAUGAGGACUCUUUAGCCUUUAUCUAGGCUGAAUUGGAACUUUUUUUGUUUUGAUAGUCGGCUUAUGACCAUAUCAAUUCCGUUGCAUCUCAGAAGGCAAGGCUGACUUGAUGCUUGCGUUGUAUAGCAGCCAUUCUGGACUGGAUCGGACCUUUUGGCGAAGAUUUUAUUUUACUAGUCAGCAUUCCAUUUAUUCUAGAACAUGGCACAAGCUAUAUGUAAGACCCCAUGACUUUAAGCUUUUUUUUAACCACUAGAUUGAGAACCAUAUUUUUAAAGGUAACAAACCAUGGGAUUCCAAAUGCCGAGUGAACAUAUGGUUCUACCCAACGGUGGACAAAGAAACAAAAGCCAAAUGCAAUGGCCGAGAGCUCCAAUGCUGUGAACUAGAUGACAACCGUCCCUUUUUUUUUUAAGAGGAUAUUUACAACCUAGUACUUGAUGUGGCAAUGUUCUUCGGUCAUAUAACACUGCUGGGAUCAGAAGCGGCUGGUAAAUGCCUUAACGAAGCUUUCUAAGGAAACACUGGAGAGUGGAGGGCAUUUUUUUUUUUUUUUUUUUUUGGUAGCAGUCUUUGAUUGUCUAGUAGUAGUGAUUGUCACUAGUUGAUAACCCAUAUCUGGCUUUCAAGGGAGGAAGGCUGACUGGCUAAAUUUUUUUUUUCUUGGCUUUCAAGGACAAGUAGAUGGUUGUGUAACAAGAGCCAUAUGACCUUCCAGGAAGGACUAUCAUUGGAGCGUCUUCUCAAAUAGUAGCCACUAAUAUUUAAGGUGUUCAUGUGCAUCUACUGGGAGGGGAUCUUUUCCUAAUCAACAGAUAACUACAGUCCAGCCUGGCCUGUUGGCAUACUUUUUCUUCUGGGUGGGUGGGGAACAGUGCGGGAGGAAAGAUGUUUUUUUCCCUUUUUUUUUUUAAAUAGCUUUACGAUCCUGCAAAGCAAAACAUACUAGCUCUUUCUUUGUACACUUCUGGAGACUGGGUGCACUGGGGAGGGUGGUGGGUAGUUCUGGGGCACCACCUGUCCUUUCUGGUGACCUCUGUAUGGCAAAUGCACAUCGACGCAUUGAAUGCGAGGUAUAAGGAGGAUUCCGCGACUUCUGCCAGAUGUGCCAGUUCGAAAGUCGCACACAAGCAGUUUACCUGGUGGUUUGUUUUUUUUUAAAUAGACUGAACAGAAACCUAUUAGUCAGUGUGGAUAUAUAUGCAUAAUUAUAUAUAAAUAUUGAACGAACAUUUAUUUAUUGUAAAGCCUUUCAGAAGGACCUUGUGGUUUCAAUGUGGUAUUAUGUCCAAUCUCUCUCUGACACAAACUCAUUGCAGUAAUAUUUUCAUAUCACCUUUUUUCCCCAAAAGAGGCUUAAACCCAGAUCCAAACAUACCCCAAACUUGAGGAAUUUUAGAUUUCAGUGGCUGGGUCCAGACCCCUCUCUACUCUCAGCAGGACAGAUACAUGCUGGAUUUCAUUUAGUUUUUUGUAACUGUGGGGCCUGAUUUCCCCUCUUCCCCCCCCCCCCCCAUCCUUUUUAACCUGUGUAUUCGUAUGCAUUGACCUGUCUGGGGUAACACCACACUUUUGUCAAUGCCAGAGGACAAUGAAGCCCUAUAUAUGUAUGGAGAGGGUGUGGCACUGACACUGAGUUUGGGGGUUGUGGAUGGGACACAUCAAAUAGGGUAGCUUGCACAUGGUGUAUAUUUCCAAGCAAUGUGUUUGACAAUGGAGAGAGAGAGGCUGGGGCAAUAAGGCAAACUAAACGAUCACAGAGAGGUAAAAGGCAAAGAGUGAAUGAACUACUGAGUGAAAGAGCUCUUCUGUGUAUUAUAAUUCACGCACUGAAGCCUGGAUGCUUUCUGUAAGUAUUUAAAAACAAAUUGUAUUUAUGUUAAUUUGGAUAUAUUACUUUCCUGUUAUAUAUUGUAAAUAGUAAGGUUUAUUCUCCUGUGGUUAAGCAAAACUAUAAAUAACUAAAAUAGUAGCGAGGCACAUGCAUUAAAUGUAUAGACAGUGUAUAAAAUAUACUAACACCCUGAAAUCAGAACUUGCCUUUUUGACCUAAGGAGGUAUAACAUACACACUUGGUUUUGUUUUUAAAUCCCAGGGGUUUCCACUGUUUGCCUUAUUUUUGGAAAAUAAAUGGAUUGGGAGGGGGGGGGAAUUAGGUCUCUCCCUCAUGGGAAGGUCCUAUAGAACUUAAUUAAGAUGGAUCCAGUAGUGUCUUUACAGAAAUGCUUCUGAACGCUAAAGAGAAUUCUAAUAGUUCCUAAGUCUUCUCUCUAGGUUUUUUUAAAAUGAUCUUAUGGAAUUUACCAGAGAAUUUAUAUCCCUGCUGGUAGCUCAAAAAACCCUGUAUAAGACAUAAAGAUAAGCAUCUGGAGGUUGCUCUAAACAUCUAUUGACUUCAUCCAUAUUAAGUUCUACUUUUCCAUAAGGGCUGGUUUUGCUGUCACUUAUGCCAGUGUAACUCCAUUGCAAUUACUCAUUAUAUAAAGCUGGUAUGAGAGUGGAAUUGGACCCUGUCUCUGUCAUGGUGCCAUUUUACAAGGAAAGCAAAGCUUAAGCUUUUCUUCUUUCUAAAAUGGACUCCUGCAGCAGAUAUAACUGGAGAGGGAUGGCAGGGUGUGUAUGGGGAGCUUUCUGCUGUCCCCUCCCCCUCCAGUGUUUACGGGCUGGUUCUCCUUUAUCUGAUCCAGCAAGACUUGGAAGGUAGUGGGAGGGUGCAACCAUUAUUUAUAUAAUUUUAUUGUAAUUUUUUAUAAUAAAGAAGUUAGCCGAUGGAAAAAUACUUUUUUGAGCAGUGCGUUUAGUUAUGUCAGAAAUAUAAAAAUAUUUUUUGUAAACCAGGCAAACUGAAAACGUUUGUUUUAUAUUAGAUUUUUCUAUUAAAAAUAAUAAAUCCCACAAGAAUAAUUGUUGCACCCAUCAUCUCUUAACAAGCUUCUGAACUCUGCAACUGACUUCCAUAUAUUGGAUGUGAAGAAGUGCAAAACCAAUCCUAAAUGUUACAGUACUGUUCUCUUCCAACUUCAGAGGCCUUACCUUGGCAAACCAAGUAGUAUUUACCUUAAGGUGACGACCGUGUUUGUCCAUCCAUUCCUUCCCUCACACUGAAACGAGAAUUUCUGAUCAGAGGUGGAGGGAAGCAGAAGUUUACAGUAAAGAUGCCCAUACCUAAAAUUUGUCAACUGAACUUCUAAGAUCUGCUCUGUAUCGGGUGGAAUAUAAUGAAUCCAGGGCCAAAACCACUGUCCCUGAAAUGAAUGAGGCUUUUGCUAAUGAUUUUUUCAGUUGGAGCUGCAGAGGUGGCUAUUAGGAAAGCAAUGGGGGGUGAGAGGGGAGGAAUGAACACAUGGAAGGGUUUAAACAGGCAGGACCCAAUUCUGGCCUCCAUCACACACCGCUCUCGCUGACUUCAGUUCAGUAGUUGCAUGCGAAUGUGAGGCUGGAAUUGUCCGUUGCAGCUAAGGAUGCUUGGCAGUCCUCCUUGGAGGCAAAGGAUAGAGUUGGGGACCUGUUGUCAAAAGCCAUGACUUACUGUAGCUGGCUACUUUGGAAAGGAACGUGAAGGGGAUGAGGGAGACUUAACACCUGUCAUGUCCUCAGCCAGCCAUCUACACUCCUUCCUGUAAGGAAAUACCAGGAGGGUGGGGGCCUGCAAACUUACUCUUUCAUUUGCUCCACUUUUGCCAUGGGCAUUAGCCAUUUCUCCACCUUUUUGCCAAGUAUCAAGAGUACAAGCUUGAGGAGGGAAAACCUUUCUAAAGGGUCACUGCUUGGAAGGGAGCGUUUAGAGGAGAACGGUCACUUGCAAACACUACUUUUAAUGCUCGUGAAAUGUUCCCAGCAGACAUCCCAGGAGAGCUGAGGCCUUUCUGUAGCCCACAGAACAGCUGCAGGCCAUGCAAUGCCAUUGCUAGCUUCUUUCCUGUUCAUUUCCAGCAGCUACAUAGUUAAUGCAGAAAAUCUCCAGUCUCCCUCACCCGUUCAGUCCUUGGGUUAUGCAUUGUGGGUGGCUUUGUAAAAUGGGCUUCACCUGAGAGGUGCUGUGUGCCUUCCUCUCCUAUUGAUGUCAGUGUGAGGUGGAGGAUGCUCAGUGCCUUGCAGGAUUGAGCCUGUAGACAUCUCUCCAUGAGGACCUGGACUGAGACAGUAAUUUACUUCCCUGCAAGUUGCCAGAUGAUCGCUGAAUUGGUGACUGGAUUUAGAGUGCAAUGUGGGGCUAGAAUUGGAUCAGCCCCCCUAGAGGGAAAAGGGUCCAUAAUACAGAACACUUGAAUCUCCAGUCACUUCUCAGCCUAAUGCUAAUGGUUAAAGCAGAGAAAGUAUCUCUGAUGGGAAGUUCUAUAGCUCCAAAGCUUGUAGGAAAGAGUAGAACAGAAAUGCAAACAGCACCUUCACUUGGGUGCCAUUUUAUGCUAGCUCUUACUUUAAAGGGAUCAUGCUAAGUGGAAAACCGAAGUUAAUGAAAUACAUGGAAAUGCAGUUCAAUUGGAUCCCCCUCCCCCCCAUCCUUUGUGUUCAAAUGCACACGGCUCAACGUUUUCUGAGAGCCAAGCUUUGAAAAGUCACUUUCUUACCACAACCCGCUCUCCCAUUGCGCAUGCUGUAUUCGUAGGGUUGUGCUGGGCUGGCCUCCAUUCAGUAACGAGUGUAGAAGCACUUAGUCUCUAAGGAGUUGGAGAAAUGCACUUAAAUAACACAAUUUGCAAAGAGGUAUGAACAGGAAGCUGGGUUGCCUGUUGCAUUUAUCCCAGCCUUGCCAGCUCUCUUUUUUUUUUUUUUUUUUUAAAUGAACCCAACCCAAACUAGCCUUUUCGUACUCUGCACGUGACCCUCCCUUUCCAUUUCGCUACAGUUCCCUGUGAGGUCUGAAUGUGGAGUCUAGGAUUUGUUUUGUGCACUUGAGAAUGGCAUUUCCUUUUGCAAUGGAGAUGGGGGACUGAACACUAACAUAUGAAGGAUUAGUAUUUUCUUUGGGUUUUUUAAUGUCUUAUGGGAGCCUAAGUUAUUUUUCUCUACCUCAUAUGUACAGCUUGUAGGUAUAAAUCUGAUUCUGAGUGACUGUUGAGAAUGUAUUUAAGUUAUUUAACAUCUUUGUAUAACAAAAGCCAGAACAAAUGAAACAAUAAAUGUAUUUUAAAUUA